Messenger RNA from Hydra vulgaris (swiftwater hydra), 727 nucleotides. RefSeq lists its product as uncharacterized. Lineage: Eukaryota; Metazoa; Cnidaria; Hydrozoa; Anthoathecata; Hydridae. The record is from RefSeq and is a predicted model, not a curated record.
AUAUCAAAAUUAGUUCCAGAAAUUUUGAGCUAAACAUCAAAUAAACUGUAAAGGAUACAAAUAAACCUAUAGAAAUAUUCUAAAAUGUUUCUAGCUUUUUUAAAAACAAUAAUGAUGCGCUUUUUAAACAAGGAAAACGUAUUCAUUGUAGGUGUAACAGAAGUGAUUUUAGGAGCAUUGUUUGGCAUUAUAUCAAUUCUUGGAAGAGCUGGAGAGAAAAAUAUACUUCUCUAUUUAUUAGUUUUCAUGUAUGUUUUUCCUGGGAUUCCUGGAGUUUUUGUUGGAUUGUUAACAUCAAAACGUUUUGAAAAAUAUCGUAAUAGUAGACGCGGAUGUCAAACCUGUUUAAGUUCAUGCUGCUGUGGAUCUCUAUUGUUCUCUCAGGUGUUUUUAUUCUAUAUAUUGAACAUGGCUGCUACAAUAACUUUUGCCGUUUCGAUAAACAGUGUAAGUGAUAGUAAACCAAAAGAAAAAGAUUGCAUUAUUGACAACAAAAUAAGAAAUAAAGCAGUUUGCGAAGUGAUGGAGAUUGUAGACAAAAGUUUUAAAGUUAUUGGAUUAACUUUGUCUGUCUAUUCAAUGCUUCUUUGCUUAAGUUAUUAUCGCCGUUCAAUACAACAACCUACAAAUGCAAACUCAUCGUUAAAAGAAAUUAUCAAUUGAAAAUGAUGGUUUAAUAGAUCGAGAAUUAUCUUUUCUUACACUGAAAAAAUUAUGCAUGCUUACA